UAAUUUUCUAAAACUAAACUACCUGUAAUUUUAUUAAAUUUGUAGUCCCUUUCAAGAUGAGUCUCUUCAGGUUAUUGAACUUUGGCAUUACACGAGGAACAUCGAUGUCGAAGACACAUCAAUCAAAUUGCGAGUGUAGUCCCAAUUUAAUUAAAAUUCGUCCGUCCUCAUCCCACGACACAAUCCGAGUUCCCAUAGAGGUGGUGUUUUCCGACAAGUGCAAUAAGGCCUUGGCCUUCACUUUGGAGGAACGCCAGCGUUUGUGUAUCCAUGGACUCAUGCCGGCCUGCGUGCGAACCUACGAUGAGCAGAUGCUGGCCAUCGAGUCCAACUUUCACUCCUUCGAAUCGAAUGUGAGCAGAUAUCGCUAUUUGAGGGCACUGCGCCAGGGUUACGAGAGGCUGUACUUUCAAUUCGUGUCGAAGAACGUUAACGCGGUGCUGCCCAUUAUCUACACGCCCACUGUGGGCUUGGCCUGCACGGUGUACGGCAUGCUGUACCGUGGCAUGACCGGGAUUCACAUUACCAAGCAUGAUCGAGGACACAUGAAGCAGAUCCUGUCCAACUGGCCGAUGCGGAGAUCGGUGAAAGCCAUCUGUGUGACCGACGGCCAACGUAUCCUGGGAUUGGGUGACCUGGGAGCCAAUGGCAUGGGCAUAGCCGUGGGAAAAAUGGAACUGUACACAGCCCUGGCCGGAAUUCCGCCGAGCAUGUUGUUGCCAAUUUGCCUGGAUGUGGGCACAAAUAACAAAGCGCUCCACGAGGAUCCCUUGUACAUCGGUCUAAGGGAUGAGCGCCUAAAGGGCGAUGAGUACGUGUGCUUUGUGGAUGAGUUCAUGGAGGCAGUGGUAUCCACCUUUGGAGAUCAAACGCUCAUCCACUUUGAGGAUUUUGCGACACCCAAUGCAUUUAUGUUUCUGAAUAGGUAUCAGAAUUGCUACUGCCAUUUCAAUGACGACAUUCAGGGCACUGCCGCUGUGGGCUUGGGUGGAUUGCUUGGCAUCCAGAGGAUCACCAAGAAACCGCUGGAGGAGCAUGUCAUUCUCUUCGCCGGAGCGGGAAGCGCUGCCAUGGGCAUCGCCUAUUUGCUUAAGAUGGAGCUGAUGUCCAGGGGUCUCUCCGAGGCUGAUGCUGCCAAAAACAUAUAUUUUUACGAUCAAGACGGUGUAUUGACCACAACCAGGAAGAGCAUACCGGACAUUCUGUGCGUUUUCGCCAAGAACAUGAAGGAAACCAAGUCCCUGGAGACGUUGGUCGAGCAAGUGAAGCCCUCAAUUAUUAUGGGUGCCACCUCGGCACCAGGACUUUUCUCAGAGAAAAUAAUACGCACGAUGGCGGCGAGUCACGAGCGUCCUGGCAUCUUUGCCUUCUCCAAUCCCACCAUCAAAUCUGAGUGCACUGCCGAACAGGCCUACAAAUUCUCAGAUGGAAAGGCUAUAUUUUCGGCCGGAUCUCCUUUCCCGCCCGUGGAGUUCAAUGGCAAGAGGCUAACUCCUGGUCAAGCUAACAACUGUUUUGCUUUUCCCGCUUUGGUUUUGGCCACCAUGACCGUUUUGGCCACUCGAAUGCCAGACGAGAUAUUCCUUUUAGCCGCCCACGAGCUCGCUGAGUUCCCAACAAAUGAGGAGAUACAGAGUGGACGUAUCUAUCCCCUGGUGAAGCAGGCCAAUGAAGUGGCCUACAAAAUAGGCGUGAAAGUGGCCAAGUAUCUGAUAGAAAACGGUUAUGCUAAGCGCACUUUGGAGCCAGAAGAUGUUGAGGAGUAUAUCGAAAAGAAUAGCUAUAAGCUGACCUAUGGCAGUUCGCUGGCUGAGACUUGGGCGUAUCCAAAGAUGAAGCCGCAUCCAAGUACAGCGGGCCAUGAGAAUAAAGAUCAAAAGAAAAAGUAG
Molecule: messenger RNA, 1889 nt
Organism: Drosophila simulans
Lineage: Eukaryota; Metazoa; Arthropoda; Insecta; Diptera; Drosophilidae
Product: NADP-dependent malic enzyme
Exons: 4
Coding region: 57-1889 (610 amino acids)
Biological process (GO): pyruvate metabolic process; malate metabolic process
Cellular component (GO): mitochondrion
Molecular function (GO): malate dehydrogenase (decarboxylating) (NAD+) activity; malate dehydrogenase (decarboxylating) (NADP+) activity; NAD binding
Source: RefSeq, a predicted model, not a curated record